CAAUCCGGCAGCGAGGCCACGGCGCAGCUGCUGCUCGAUCAAGAGGCGGAAGUCGCAGACGAGUCUAAUCACGACGCAGACGACAUGGACAUUCGGCAAAAGACCUUGGUUGCAGUCACGGCCAACGGUGUCACGAAUCUUGCCCGGGCACUCUUGAAUCGCGGGGAACAUGAAGACAUCGAGGCCACGCUGGAGAGAAAGACCUUCCUAGCGAUGGCUAGCAAAGGGGGGCAUGACGCUGUGAUUGAGCUUCUCAUGGAGCGCGGUGCAACGCUGGACACGGUCGAAAGCGACACGGAAAGGGCCGCCGUCCUGCUGGCCGUGGUCGGGGGCCACGAGUCCUCAGCGCUGAUCCUGCUGAACCACGGUGCCCGUCCGGACUCGGUCGACAAAAGCACCGGCCGAAGCCUUCUAUCGUGGGCGUCGGGCCUAGGGAUGGAGAAGCUGGUUGGACAGCUGCUCUGCCGCCACAAUGUCCAUGUGAACACCAAGGACCUUGAGGGCCGCACGCCGAUCUCAUGGGCGGCAGAGGGCGGGCACCUCGCCGUUGUGCAGCUCCUGCUUGACAAUAAAGCGGACCCAGACAGCGUUGGCCGUGGAUUGACACCUCGGGGCUUUGCCACAAAGCAGGGACAUGUCGCCGUCGUGCGCCUGCUCACCGAUUUCGGGGUCAAACUCGACGGCGAGGAUCUUAACGAGGAUAGAUACCCCAUCUUGCUUGCCGCUAAGGGCUCACAUACAGCUGUCGUACAAGAACUUGCCGGCAGGGGCGGCGUGAGCCCGGCCGCGCGGUCGGCGGCAGUAGUAUCCGCUGCGAUGAAUGGAGACCUUCUAUCCAUAUUGGCUCUCCUGGAAGCGGGCGUUGAGCUGGCACCGCCAUCGCCCCUACUGCGUACAGCAAUCUCUGGGGCGGUGAAAAGAAACCACCUACAGGUUUUGCGAGAGUUGCUCAGCAAGGGCGUCCCGCCGGGUGCCGCUUUGGAUACGUGUGUGUACGAGGCACAUGCAUCCUUCGAGGAGCAGACCGGAGACGAGACCCUUGAGAAUACCGAUUAGCCUAAGAACGAGGAGCAGUCCAACUUAUCAGAGGACGUCAAGUUUCUGGCUAAUCCUAUCACCUAUAGCAUAAAGAAGCUCACCCUCUUAUGCACUAUCGCGAAGGCAGAUCCCGCGGAAGCUAUCGGGGUUGUUCUCCAGGUCGCUGUUGGUUGUGUGGUCGUCUUCGUCAUCGCCGCCAUGUCCCUCAUCACCUGCCUCUUGGGGCUUGG
Molecule: messenger RNA, 1268 nt
Organism: Sodiomyces alkalinus F11
Lineage: Eukaryota; Fungi; Ascomycota; Sordariomycetes; Glomerellales; Plectosphaerellaceae
Product: ankyrin
Exons: 1
Coding region: 85-1056 (323 amino acids)
Molecular function (GO): protein binding
Source: RefSeq, a predicted model, not a curated record